Carassius gibelio (silver crucian carp) is the source of this 2327-nucleotide messenger RNA. RefSeq names its product TPA-induced transmembrane protein. NCBI's taxonomy places the organism in Eukaryota, Metazoa, Chordata, Actinopteri, Cypriniformes, Cyprinidae. The transcript is spliced from 8 exons. Bases 192 to 947 code for a protein of 251 amino acids. The record is from RefSeq and is a predicted model, not a curated record.
CAUUAUCAGCCGCAUCCACAUCGAAAAAAAAAAAACCUGGAAUCAGCUUAUUUAUAAUUUAUUAGCUAAAUGUGACACUUGGGAAAAUUGUUCACUAACCACAACACAAAACCUGGUGAAACUAUUUCGCAACCAGUCUUAACACGCCUCAGUUCCGGGUUUCCGCAGGUUGGGAUAGUGACUAUGGAAGUAUGACAGACGCGUUGGAGUUGAAGCCCAUUCAAGUUGUCUGUGACAACAAUAACGCCUCGAGUGACCAAACGAUUGAGGUGAUUCCAGGGAAUGGCACUUGCUCAGACCACCUAAGAUCAGAGAGAAAUGAAGUGUCCCCUCUUCUAUCAACACCACAGGUCACUGAGAAUAAUAGUGAACAGCAUGUGGAUGGAGGCGUCGAUGCUGACUCUCUAACUCGACCCAAGUGGUCAAGGGAGCUGCGGAGGGUCAAGAGAGAACUAAAUGAGGUGGUGGUGUGGAAAUUCAAAUUAUGGACAGUGCUACUCUUCAUCUUUAUUACCAUUGCUCUGGUUAUUGGGAUCUCAAUUAUUGUGUGUGCAGUUGUUCAUGAUGAUGAGGAUGAAAAAUAUGACAAAUCCUCAUAUGUGGUGGCACGCUUCUUCAGAGGAAAUUUCACUCUGGAUGCUAACAGCUUCAUUUCAAACUCUCCGGAUGAAGAGACUAUGAGAGAGCUGGAAAAGCAGCUGAUAGAAGUCUACAGUUCUUCUCCUGCAUUGGAGAGGUACUUUUACAGUGUCACCAUAAACAAUCUCCAGGACACUGCAGCCCAGUUUAAGCUCCAGUUCAUGAUGCCUUUAGAACAUGAGGAGCUGAUACGCUACACUCUGAGUCUAAAGAUGGUUAAAAAUGUGCUGCUCCAACACUUGUAUGAUCGAGACACUGGAGCCCCUUUCUAUAUCAAACCAACAUCACUCCACAUGGAAGUUGGGUAGACAUGCCAAACUUUAACUACAAGAUGGAUGUUGAACCUCUGGUAGCUUCAUCAGAAAACAGAACAUUCCAUGCAACACUUUAUUUCAUUUGAUUGCCUUGUGGACUCUUUAAAAGAUCUCUUAAUAAUAUUAAUUAUCCACCAUUAAAAAUUAUCUCAGUUUUAUGGGUUCAUUUCUAAAUAUCAUUGCGGUAAGUUAGUGUUCAUUAAAGUAUGUUUUAUAUAGAGGGUUCCCAUGGGUCCCUGAAAUCCUUGAAAGUUUGUGAAUCUGAAACAUUUUUGUUGCGGCCUGGAAAGUUUUAGAAAAUAAAUAUACUUUGAUGCAGGUACUUGAAAGUGCUUGGAUUUCUUUUGUGCAAGAAGUUUUCUGGAAAAAAUUCCAUAUUAGUCCCUCUGGUCUGCUAAUGUGUUAUUUUGCCAAUAAUUUGUGGCCUAUGCAUAGAAGCUUGCUUGAUUUACAUUAGUUACGCGCAUUUAUGCUUUACGUUAAGUGUUUCACGUGUGAGGUACUUUGUGUUGUAGACAGUACGUUGCCAUUACGUUAGAGUGACCAUAUUUCCUCUUUUUCCUGGACAUGUCCUCUUUUUGGACCUAAACAAAUUAAUCUGAACUGCCCAAAAUGUCGGGAAUUCGGCUUUUACUUUCUACAGUCGUCAGUGCAUUUUUGUAUUAAAGCGCUACGAUGGACUGUUUUCUUAAUCCUGCUCCCACUGGAUUUCCCGCUCCCGUGAUUCUAAUAUUGCAUAAUUUUUUGCGCAUCAGGGAGCCGCCUUCAAUAAGCAGAGCAUUUAAAUCUCUUUUUAUCAGUCAUCCCUUUCUCCUCAAUCCGUGAUCAGUCAAAUUUGACUCCUGCAGCUCCUAUUGCUACUUUUAAACUGUUAAUGGGUUGAUUUUCCCCGUUGGUUAAAGGUUUUAAAUGUUGCUUAAUUACAUUUGACUAAGAUUCUACCUAUGAUAAAACUGUUCUAGAUAUUACAUUUUGUGAAGGAGGGCCACUGGUACAGUAGGAAUCUUUUUAGCUGUUUUUAUGAUCAAUAUGCAUAACCGUGACUGUAAAAUAUGUAUUUUAGGUAUGGAAAUGACAUUUUCAUGAUAUUUGAUAUUUGGGAUAUGGUCAUUGCACUACUUUAACCACUGACCAACCACAUCCCAGCCCCCUGCCCCAACCACUGUCCUCUUUUUGGAAAACUAAAAUAUGGUCACCCUACUGUCAUGCACUAAACCACUAGGAUGGUAGGCCUACCUCUGUGUUUCACAGACACACCUGGGAAUUAAUGUUGAAUUGCUUUGCUUAAGAUAAUGUAAACCUAUGAGGCAAGAAAAACUUCUGGUUACAUGAGCCUAAGCUCUUUUCAAUAAAAUCAUGCAAAUUCAUGCAAAA